AUGGCACCGUUCUGCGGUAGUGCAAAGACGAGUUUGCACAAUCAGGUGUUUUUGGAGGGUGUCAAGACUGCUUUGGUGGCUGCUAAAGGUGCUGCUUCGGCUGGUAUCUGUAAUGGAUAUACGAAAGCAAAAGGAAGCGCAGAAUGGACAGAUGAAGAGAGGGAAGUCGGAUUAAAGGCAUUGGGGAGGGUAUAUGCUGGCUGGGGCUUCAGUCAAGCCUUUUACCGCGAGAAGCUCUAUGAAUCAGUGCUCGGAUUCAAAGACUUGGAUACGUGA
Aureobasidium uvarum is the source of this 276-nucleotide messenger RNA. The record is from the annotation of a GenBank genome assembly. NCBI's taxonomy places the organism in Eukaryota, Fungi, Ascomycota, Dothideomycetes, Dothideales, Saccotheciaceae.